CUCACAUAGCGACAUCUCAUGCCCCGUAUUUCCUGGACUGCUGUAUCAAUCCGCGCGGUGUUGCCGCUACAGCACGUAGUCCAUCAAUUCUGCUCGGUUCUGCUGACGCAUCUCACGAGACAUUGCCUGCGUCUGGUCGGUUAGUAUUCUGCCAUUUUUCUCGGUUUCCUCAGUCUGUAAAAUCGUUUCUAUGUCGGCACUUGCAGAUGCUAGAGUAAUGUGUGUUUUGUGUCCAUAUCCCGCCUUGUUUACUCAUACGCAGUAUGGACGUGAAAGUGUGUCGAAGAUGGUGAAUGUGAGUGAAACUUGGUCUCCCAACCCAAGAGAAUACAAGUAAAGGAACAAAAUGUUACUAACAAUGAGACAGCUAAUGUUGACAACAGUGUUAACACUGGCGGUGGUCAGCAGUGACAACAGCUUGUGCCCUAUCAAUAGCAGCUGCCACUGUGAGCACAACGUAUUGGGUGACCUGGACCUAUGGUGCUCCCAUGCCCCACAGAAGGUUACAUUCCAUGCAAAGCUGAAGCCAGGGAACAUGCUGAACUUCCAGUGUUUCUCUAUGACAUGGAUGGACUAUGCCUUGUUGUCUGGGCUACAUGUGGGCCCCACCCCUCGUGUGGCCUUCACAUUUUGUCCCCUGCCUAAUAUGCCUUUGUACCAGAUGCUUGAAUCUAUUGGUAUAUCUGGGGUUGAAUCACUUGUAUUCCAGAACAGCAAUCUGAGUGACACGUUGGAAUCAUCAUUCCUAGCAGGGCUGAGCAACCUCACAACUCUGACACUGCACGGCAAUGGAAUAACAACAUUGCCUCAAGAUCUGUUCCAAGAGAUGACUAUGCUCCAGUAUCUGGACCUGAAAGACAAUGCCCUUCAGCUGCCUGUCCAUGUGUUUGACCACUUGUCCAAUCUUCUGACACUGGAACUGGGUGGAAACCAGAUGAGCCACCUGGAGGUGGGAAUAUUUCGUAACCUAUCUCAACUCAGCAGAUUGAACUUGUGGGGAAAUAAUCUGCAGAAUCUCACACAAGACGUAUUUAUUGGUCUAUCGGGUCUGCAGUUUCUGGACCUCAGCUCCAAUAAGCUGACUUCAAUAUCUGCAGACUUGUUUGCCAAGAUGCCCCAGCUCAGGGAGCUCACCAUGCCCAGCAACAAUUUUAGUUUCUUGCCUGAUGGUUUGUUUUCAUCAACUAGAAGUCUGACAAAGUUGGGACUGUAUGACAAUAGACAGCCGCUUCAGUACAUUCCACCUGGACUGUUGGCCAACCUUACUAAUCUGCUGGAAGUGUACCUCAAUAUGUGUGGCAUCACACAAAUGCCUGCUGACAUCUUCUGGGGAUCACCAGCAAUAGUCAACAUCUCCCUGCAAGGAAACUUACUAACAACUCUGCCUGCAGAACUAUUUCAGGACACAGUCAAACUUAUGAACCUCAAACUGGGCAGCAACCGUUUGCAAGCCCUGCCAGAUGGGAUAUUCUUUGGUCUCGACAAUUUGCAGACCCUUGAACUGGACCACAACCAACUAACCAACAUCUCAGGGAAUCUUCUGAAGGGCCUAGCACAACUUAAAUCACUGAAUUUGGAGCACAACCAGCUGAAACACAUUGCACUAGAGGCAUUCAUGCAUGUGCCUACACUUAGACAGCUGACACUUUCCCACAACCAUCUGUCCUUAAGAGGGCUACAGACCAAUGUAGGAGAGGUACAGUCAGUUCUUAGUGCCUGUGUGCAUCUUGAGGAACUGUACAUCAGCUAUAAUGCCAUCAUGACUAUUUUCUCAGAUUGGGUCCUUACAAUGCUGAACCUGCGAACUCUUGAUCUGAGUCACAACCUCAUUUCCAACCUCAGUCUGGAAGACAUACAGUUCCUGUCAAGCUACAUCACUGUGGACCUCACUUACAACACCAUCUCCAUCAUUGACCUUCAGAACUUAGAGAUUGUGGCCAGGGGGCAAAUCCCUCAUCAGACUCCACCAAACAGACGUAUUCUGCUGGAGGGGAACCCCUUAAUGUGUGACUGCAAGGUUUAUGACCUGUUGCGCUAUCUUGAGGACAGACUUGAACCAGAAGCACGCAGCAUGUUUGAAAUCAUCCCGGGCAACCUCAGCUGCGCUGCCCCACCAGGAUGGAGAGGCAUCACAGUGAAGCAGCUCAGCUCCUUCAAGAUACAGUGCCCUCUUCCAAAACUGGUGGAUUGUCCACAUCCUUGCACGUGCUUUGAGCGUCCAGCAGACUCUGCCCUAAUUGUGGACUGCUCAGGCUUGAAUCUAUCACAGUCUCCUGCCAGUUUGCCAGACCCACUCAAACUUGACAGCAGAGUCUUGUGGCCUAGAAGGAUUAAACUCAACCACACAGAAUUAUGGCUCAACAGUAACAGUAUUGUGACACUGCCUUGGAACACUGCACCAGGAUACAGCAGGGUGACACAACUCUAUCUGUCAGGCAACAACAUCUCAACAUUGGCAGCAGAGCAGGUGCCUCCUCACCUGCAGGUGCUAGAGUUGGAUCACAACAACAUGACAUGGCUCGAUGCUUCCAUUCUGCAGGCACUUGCCAAUAAAACAACCGGCCUUCAGCGUCUCACACUCCAUGCUAAUCCAUGGCAGUGUGACUGUGCAGCACGUGGCAUGCUCAAUUUCCUGCAGGAACACUUCACUCAGGUGGCGUAUCUCUCCAAUAUCACAUGUGGGGAUGGCUCAGGACGAUCACUGGCCAAUCUCACCUUCAAUGAUUUGUGCCCAGUGUCUAGUGCUACCAUCGUGACAAUGAGUAUAAUUGUGGCCCUGCUUGGCAUCAUGGUGGGAAUCUCAGCAGCUCUGUACUACUACUUCCAGCAUGAGGUGAAAGUGUGGCUGUAUGCACGGGGCUUGUGCCUCUGGUUUGUGACAGAGGAGGAGCUUGACAAAGACAAACUGUAUGAUGCCUUCAUCAGCUACUCACAUCGUGAUGAAGAAUUUGUUGUGAAUCAGCUGGUGCCAGAGCUGGAGGGUGGCACGACACAUUUCAAGCUAUGUCUGCAUUAUCGUGACUGGAUAGCUGGUGAGUGGAUUCCUAAUCAGAUAGCACGAUCUGUGGAAGACUCACGACGAACUCUCGUAGUGCUGUCACCCAGCUUCCUUGAAAGUGUGUGGGGUCGCAUGGAAUUCCGCACAGCACAUAGCCAGGCCCUGAGUGAGGGCCGUGCCAGGGUCAUUGUGUUGCUCUAUGGGGACAUUGGUCCACUGGACCAGCUGGAUCCUGAGCUGCGUGCCUAUCUUAGUAUGAACACAUACGUAAAGUGGGGUGACCCCUGGUUCUGGGAUAAACUACGGUAUGCCCUGCCUCAUUCACAGAAAGUCAGUGAGAGGAGCAAGGAGCCCAAGUCCCGCAGGACAGGAAGGGAUGACAAACUGGAACUCAUCUCAACCCCCUCCUCAUCUACCACUUCUCCCACUGAUGAAGUACUAAAUCCCCUGCAGGCCACUACAGCAUUAACCAAUGGACAUGUGACUUUGCUGGCAAAGACAAAUGGACAUAUCAAUGGUUGCUUUGUGAAGUCUGUGUGAAUAUCAUGAUGUGCUCAAGAGACAGUACCUGAGGCAGCUAUGUGCCCUUGUAAAUAGUGUAAUGAUAGCUCAUCUUAACCUGUUCUUUUUUAUUAAAACACUCAUACAAGUAG
Cryptotermes secundus is the source of this 3651-nucleotide messenger RNA. RefSeq names its product protein toll (gene Tl). Gene Ontology annotation, molecular function: transmembrane signaling receptor activity; protein binding. The record is from RefSeq and is a predicted model, not a curated record. Lineage: Eukaryota; Metazoa; Arthropoda; Insecta; Blattodea; Kalotermitidae. Gene Ontology annotation, biological process: immune response; toll-like receptor signaling pathway. Gene Ontology annotation, cellular component: membrane.